AUGCCUGCGCUUCAUGGGGACGAGAAACAGCUCGGUCAUCAGCUCAUUUCAUCAGGACACUCCGCGAGGAGGGUGCUCUGGAGAAGCCAAGGGCAGCUUCCAAGCCUGGAACGAACGGUCGGGAGCGUCUGGGGCCAAUGUCCCGGUAACCAACCGCGGAGAGGUGUCCCACAUAACCUGGCUACAACCAAGCUGACACAGCCUGUCAGCAGUGACCUGAAACACUCCUCAAGUGGAAAACAGCGUGUUCUGUAUCUGCACCGCCCAAGUGUGAGAGCCACGGAAGAAGCCGAGCUGGGGAGUGCGCCCCCGACUCCCCGCUUUCGCCUACCUACCCGCUCAGACCCCGGCUUCUCCGGAUCUCAGGAUCCUGGAAGCGGCUCCCGGCACCGACUCUCACACCCGCCGCUGGGCUCCGGCCAACCGGAACUCCCUCGCGUCACUUCCGGUCCGGUCCCCCGAGGAGCCCGCCUCCGAAAGAGAAAUGUUCCACCUUCCUUGAGGCAACCCGAGAGGGUCCUCGCGGGAUUUCGGUUCGGCUUUCUCAAUUCGGAUCCUUUUCUCUGGAAACCCGGAAGAAGUGGUUGGCGCGCGCGAAGCGUGUUCCCUGUUCAGGAGUGGAGAGCCACAAAGCGUGAGCGACAACUAGUGCUUCAGGUGCUCUCCAAGUUCUUGGUUAUGGAGUAUUUGGCUCAUCCUGGUACACUCAGCUUGGCUGCUGGAGUUGCUUGUGGCAUGUGCCUGGGCUGGGGCCUCCGGGGUCACCUUGGCAUGUUACCCCAGAACUCAACAAGUGAGACAAAUAGAGACACCAAGACAGAAACCGAAGCAAGCAUUCCUGGGGAGAGUGGGGAGUACAAAAUGAUUCUUGUGGUUCGAACUGACCUAAAGAUGGGAAAAGGGAAGGUUGCUGCCCAGUGUUCUCACGCUGCUGUUUCUGCCUACAAGCAGAUUCAGAGGAAAAACCCUCAAGUGCUCAAAGACUGGGAGUACUGUGGCCAGCCCAAAGUGGUCGUCAAAGCCCCAGAUGAAGAAACCCUCAUUGAAUUACUGACCCAUGCCAAAGUGUUGGGACUGACUGUAAGUUUAAUCCAAGAUGCUGGACGUACUCAGAUUGAACCAGGCUCUCGAACUGUCCUGGGAAUUGGGCCAGGACCAGUAGAGCUAAUUGAUGAAGUUACUGGCCACCUAAAACUUUACUAGAUGAGCUUUUGUAUAGUGGUGAUUCUGUCUGAAAAGUAUGAAGCCUGUCAGUAAUAAAAGCUUAAUUCUUGCUCCACUUUAAAAUAUGUUCCCAUGUUCUUCUGUCAUGUACUGGACCAUUAAUAUCUUGAGUUUAAAAUACUUUCGAAGGGCUAGAGAGACGUCGCAGUGGUUAAGAGCAUUUGUUGCUCUUGCAGAGGACUUGGGUUCAGUUCCUAGUUGUCUGGAUGGCAGUUCACAACCACCUAUAGUUGCAGUUCUUGGACUUCCGACACCUUCCCUCAUCUCUUCAAUAACCAGGCACACAUGCAUACAUACAGGCAAAACCACUGUACACAUAAAUCUGAAGAGUAAACGCACGCCUUUAAUCCCAGCACUUUUGAGGCAGUGAGUUUGAGACCAGCCUGAUCUAGAGAACUAGUUCCAGGACAGCCAGGGGCUACACACGAAUACCCUGUCUCCAAUCAACAAAGCAACAAAAAAGGAAUAAAAAUACAUUGUUUAAAUGCUUGAGUGAUAGAUGCUAGAACAGUGAUGAAGUUGGGUGGAGAGGGAGCCAUGUUUCCUGUGUAUAAUUAGGCCCCUUUAUGUUGAUUACUCUUCAGUCAAACCAUGCUGCUAUUCCUGGCCUUUUUUGAGGACCUGGUUCAAGAAUCAUAUGGCAGUUUUUCCCUGCUGCUACUUUUUGAAUGUCUGAUAAUCUUUUUAAUUACGAGAUCAUUGCAUAGACCCAUCAUGCAAUCAUAAUUCAGAUUUUAUCUAGCUGAAUGUUUAGGAGAUGGCAUAACCUUGAACUUGUGGCAUUUCUCCUGCCUUGACCUCCCACAUGCUGGGACUGAAAGCAUCAGCCAUUAUACCCAGUAAAUUUCUAUUUCAAAGUUGAAAUUUUAUGACCUGUGUAGCUUUUUGAUGUUUAUUUCUGAUCCACUUGGAUAAAGAUACUUCACAGUGGUUCUAAUACACAAGCUAUAAAAAUUUCUUUACAUUAUUGGUGAAACCAGUGAGUUUGUGAACUUUAUGGACUUUGAAAGUGGAAAUGUGAGAAUUUAUGGUCACUAAAGGACUGUAGUUGUAUGCAACCUCUCCUGAAAUGUUAGGAACUAAAUAAUUUUAUUACUUAAGGGCACUUUUUCUGACUAGCCUGGAACUAUGUUGAACAGGCUGAUCUUGAACUCAAAGGUCCUCCUACCGCUUUCUCCCAAUGCUGGGAUUAAAGGCUUAGUCAGCAUACUUGGCUACAUAAAGCUUUCUUGACAGUCUUGCUAGAAUCCAUUGUUCUUGAUAGCUCCAGAAGAUUGACAGUUAUUUCUAUGUCCACUAUAUCCUUUAGAACUAUGAUGUUAAGGAGUAUAAGGUCGUAAGUGGAAACUAGGCGGAAUGAUUAAACUGUAGGCAGUUUCCAAGUUAUAACGCUUGGCGCAUAGAUGGUUCAGGAGUAGUUAACACUGAAUGAUGCCACAGUAGCAACAGUUUCUAAACAGAAUGUUUAUACAGGAGUCAAGUGAUGCAACCACCUGUAACUGAGUUGAACUCACUUAAAUACAUGGUUAUGACUCAGGUAAUUUAUGAGACUUGCUGCAGACUACAGCAUGACUCCACACUGACAGACUGCAUUCCCAGCAGGAUGUCUGGGGUAGCUGAUUCAAGGACCUGUAACAGUGAAAAUUGUUAAUUCUGGUAACAAAUCCCAGUAUUUGUUCACCUGUUCUUGAUGUGUAUUUCAUACGCUCUUACCAAACAGCCCUCGAGGCAUACUCUACAGAGCCCAAGGAGUUUUCAUGUGACUGUACAUUAACUUGAAUGAGGGUAUUGUCUUUUCUGUCUAGUGUGCCCACUGAUGGUCUGUCUGAAUGAGCAGUCAUAGCUUGCAUGGUCCCACGUUUAUAGUAGUUUCACUUGUCCUGAGCAGCAGUACUUUUUCCUAGCAUAUAUAGGGGAGGGGCUUUGAGAACUGCAGAAUGCAGGACAAGGGAGUCUUCAGAGGAGUCCUGGUAGGUUGCCCAUGCUUCAGAAGAUGGUCCAACAUACAACUGUACAUAAGCACUGACUUGGGAGAA
This is a messenger RNA of Chionomys nivalis (European snow vole), 3260 nucleotides long. RefSeq names its product peptidyl-tRNA hydrolase 2 (gene Ptrh2). The coding region runs from base 1 to 1203 and encodes 400 amino acids. NCBI's taxonomy places the organism in Eukaryota, Metazoa, Chordata, Mammalia, Rodentia, Cricetidae. The record is from RefSeq and is a predicted model, not a curated record. Gene Ontology annotation, cellular component: mitochondrion; cytosol. Gene Ontology annotation, biological process: positive regulation of anoikis; negative regulation of anoikis. The transcript has 3 exons. Gene Ontology annotation, molecular function: peptidyl-tRNA hydrolase activity.